Molecule: messenger RNA, 3606 nt
Organism: Lemur catta (Ring-tailed lemur)
Lineage: Eukaryota; Metazoa; Chordata; Mammalia; Primates; Lemuridae
Gene: SLC9A9
Product: solute carrier family 9 member A9
Exons: 16
Coding region: 205-2139 (644 amino acids)
Biological process (GO): sodium ion transport; proton transmembrane transport; regulation of pH
Cellular component (GO): membrane; recycling endosome
Molecular function (GO): sodium:proton antiporter activity
Source: RefSeq, a predicted model, not a curated record
AGACGGGGCUGCUUUAAGAGAGAAACAGGAAGUUGUAACUAGAAGCCAUCUGAAUACUAAGCCUGAGCAGAAUGCUCGUGAAGUAGCAACUAAAGUGGCAGUGUUUAUUCUGAAAUUCUCAGGCAGCCCGACUGUCUUAGGCAAACCUUGAUAAAAUAGCCCUUGUCCAGGUUUUUAUCUAGGGAAUCCCAAGAAGACCGGAGAAUGAAGAGACAGCAAAGGUUUAUGUCAGAAAAGGAUGGGUAUCAGUUUCAACAUCAGGGAGCAGUGGAGCUGCUUGUCUUUAAUUUUUUGCUCAUCCUUACCAUUUUGACAAUCUGGUUAUUUAAAAAUCAUCGAUUCCGCUUCUUGCAUGAAACUGGAGGAGCGAUGGUGUAUGGUCUCAUAAUGGGAUUAAUUUUACGAUAUGCUACAGCACCAACUGAUAUUGAAAGUGGAACCGUCUAUGAUUGUGGCAAACUGGCCUUCAGUCCAUCAACUCUGCUGGUUAAUAUAACUGACCAAGUUUAUGAGUAUAAAUACAAGAGAGAAAUAAGCCAGCACAACAUCAAUCCUCACCAAGGCAAUGCUAUACUUGAAAAGAUGACAUUUGAUCCAGAAAUCUUCUUCAAUGUUUUACUGCCACCAAUUAUAUUUCAUGCCGGAUAUAGUCUAAAGAAGAGACACUUUUUUCAAAACUUAGGAUCUAUUUUAACAUAUGCCUUCUUGGGAACUGCCAUCUCCUGUAUCGUCAUCGGGUUAAUUACGUAUGGUUUUGUGAAGGCUAUGAUACAUGCUGGCCAGUUGAAAAAUGGAGACUUUCAUUUCACUGACUGUUUAUUUUUUGGUUCACUGAUGUCUGCUACUGAUCCAGUGACGGUGCUGGCCAUUUUCCAUGAACUGCACGUCGACCCUGACCUGUACACACUCUUGUUUGGGGAGAGUGUGCUGAAUGAUGCAGUGGCCAUAGUCCUUACAUAUUCUAUAUCCAUUUACAGUCCCAAGGAGAAUCCAAACGCAUUUGAUGCUGCUGCAUUCUUCCAGUCCGUGGGGAAUUUCCUGGGGAUCUUUGCUGGCUCGUUUGCAAUGGGGUCAGCGUAUGCAGUUAUCACAGCACUGCUGACCAAAUUUACCAAGCUGUGUGAAUUCCCGAUGCUGGAAACAGGCCUUUUCUUCCUCCUUUCUUGGAGUGCCUUCCUGUCUGCCGAGGCCGCCGGCCUAACAGGAAUAGUUGCUGUUCUCUUCUGUGGAGUCACACAGGCACAUUAUACUUACAACAAUCUGUCGUCAGAUUCCAAAAUGAGGACUAAACAGUUGUUUGAAUUUAUGAACUUUCUGGCUGAGAACGUCAUCUUCUGUUACAUGGGCCUGGCGCUGUUUACGUUCCAGAAUCAUAUCUUUAAUGCACUUUUUAUACUUGGAGCCUUUCUAGCAAUUUUUGUUGCCAGAGCCUGCAACAUAUAUCCCCUUUCCUUUCUCCUGAAUCUGGGCCGAAAACAGAAGAUUCCCUGGAACUUUCAGCACAUGAUGAUGUUUUCAGGCUUGCGAGGAGCGAUCGCGUUUGCCUUGGCGAUUCGGAACACAGAAUCUCAGCCCAAACAGAUGAUGUUUACCACCACGCUGCUCCUCGUGUUCUUCACUGUCUGGGUUUUUGGAGGAGGAACGACCCCCAUGCUGACCUGGCUCCAGAUCAGAGUUGGUGUGGACCUGGAUGAAAAUCUGAAGGAGGAGCCCUCUUCACACCAGGGAGCAAAUAAUGUGGAUAAAGGCACAACAAAAAGAGACAGCGCUCGGCUCUUCAGGAUGUGGUAUGGCUUUGACCACAAAUACCUGAAACCAAUUUUAACCCACUCUGGUCCUCCGCUGACCACAACGUUACCUGAAUGGUGUGGUCCAAUUUCCAGGCUGCUCACUAGUCCUCAGGCCUAUGGGGAACGUCUAAAAGGAGAUGAUGUGGAAUGCAUUGUCAACCAGGACGAACUGGCCAUGAAUUACCAGGAGCAAGCCCCCUCGCCCUGCAGUCCUCCUGCGACGCUGGGUCUGGACCAGAAAGCUUCACCCCAGGCUCCAAGCAAGGAAAACAUUUAUGAGGGAGAUCUCGGCCUAGGAGGCUAUGAACUCAAGCUUGAGCAAACUCCGGGUCAAUCCCAGUUGAAUUAAUUGGCACAAAGAGUGCAGAUGUAAUCACAAGUAAUGCAAGGCUCACUGAGGAGCAUAAGCCAAGCUGAUGAGGCAGCAUAGGGGAGAGGCUGGAAGUGUAUUAAGAGCAUAAAUUGGAGAGAAUCAAAGCCUUGUCUCAUAUAUCCUCUGGUGCCUGAAGAAAUGAGAAUUUAUUAUCAUCCCUCAAUAUUAUGCAACUGAGUUUAGUUUUUUGACAGCUGCCAUUUCUAUUGCUGGAUCGCCUGGGGCGUGGGUGGGGAAGUCAGGGGUCCAGCUGCUGGGAGGGUGGGACAGUGGUGCUGGGUCUACAGGGGGUUUCUGCUCUGCAUGCAGCUCUCCGGGGCUUUCACUUAGAUUUUGGAUUUUGUUCCCUUUAUUAGGGAAAGUUUAAAAAUAAGGGUUUCUAAGACUAAACAUUUUCCUCCUAAGCUGAAGGGAAUGUCCAGUUACUAAGUGAUAAGUUUUAUGUUUUGGGGACUUGACACCCACUUGCUCUCAGUGAUCCCAGGGCUAUGUGCAGAGCCCGGAGAAGCGUUCAGUGCCCUCCACUGAUGGCCUCAGAACCCACACCAAGUUGGGGAACCUACUGUUCUUGUUGGCAUCCUUUCCACACUACUUCUCCCACUAGUCCAAGGGGUUGCGUAUAGCUGGGUGUGUUCUGCUGCAAAAGGCAGUGCCACUUUCCAGUUUGGUAGGACCCCUUUCAGGGAAAACAGGCUCCACCUACCCAAAACCAUGUUUUACUGAAAAAUGAGCUUUUUGUCCUUUGCUUGCAUGUGAGUCACUUCUUGGCUCUAUAGCAGAUCCCCCGUAUGCUGGGUAAUAAGAUUCCAUAGCACGUGUUGUCCUCCACAUGGCAGGAGGCCAUGCGGGAGCCUGACCUCCCCAGCUCCCCACCCCACCCUCUUCUAGCACUCACAGCUGAUUAGCAGCCAGGAACAGGGUAAGAGGAACAGGGCUGACCACGCAUGGUUCAUGCUGAGGAGCCAAGGGCAGGGCCUCAGGACUCCAACAAGGUGUGGCUCACGGCAUACAUUCCAGAGAUCGACAUGAUAGCUUCUAAUUCAGCUGCAUGACCUGUGCCUUUUAAGCCAUAAGAUACCUCAAGCCUAGCUUCUCUUAUAAAUACAGAUGUUAAUAUUAUAUUCCGAAAAGCAGGCUCCAGUCUUAGGUGUGCAGGGUAUGACGAGUCUGCUUUUGAGGGAGAUAGGGAAUGAGACCUUCCUCACGCCCAAGCUUGAAAGUAACGAACGCUUUGCUGAUCACUUAUUAGGCCUUAAACAUUUACUGUGGUGGUGUCAGGCACACUACUAUAUGCAAUUUUCUUGCUUUCCAAACAGUAGAAUCUGGGCACAUUGUUUUAUAUUCAACUAAGUGUAAUUUUGUCAUUUCAGGUAAAUAUGGCAAGUGGUGAAGCAUGAAGUUUUCUAAUUUGACUUAAUCCUAAUAAAAUUUUGUUAUAAAGUA